Messenger RNA from Linum trigynum, 3266 nucleotides. The record is from the annotation of a GenBank genome assembly. Lineage: Eukaryota; Viridiplantae; Streptophyta; Magnoliopsida; Malpighiales; Linaceae.
AAUACAUCAAACAAACAAGAAAAAAAAAACAAAAUGCGAGAACAUGAAUUUUAAACAAAUUCUACCCGUAUACGCAUAGCAUACAACUACAACGAUAUCUUUUUUAUGAUGAUAACAACCCAAGACAUUCGUAAUUCAUCAACUGUUAUAGUUUUUUUUUUCCUGCAGACGACACAUUACCGUAGAAUUAUAUUCCCACACAAGAUACAACAAUCUUCUUAAAGUUUAAAUCUAAACGUUAUCUUCCUCCUGACAUCAGACGAGCUGGGGUGGAACUCGUUCACAGUCAUACGUGGCCCGCCGUUGUUUGUCAUUUUCUUCUUCCCCAUCUCUCCCUCUCAGGCUCUUAUCCCAUUCUCCGAACUGUCAAAUUUCCCGGCCCCAGCUUUGAUUAACCCAUCAACCCAUUCUCACUUUCCUUCCUCGCCCCACUUCUCCCCACCGAAAGGUGAAAAAAAUAGAAACAAUGCUUACCCCAACCCCAUUCUCCCUCUUCUGUGCUCUCCUCCUCUGCCUCCCCCUCGCCGUCGUUUUCACCAUCACCACCCCCACCACCACCGUCUCCCCCGCCGCCGCCGACGACAAACCCCCCUCCACCCUCCGUACCAAGCUCCACUCCUCCACCCCCCGCAACCCGCUCCCCAAAGACGACCACACCCUCCUCCGCCUCGCCGCCCGGGUCAACCCGAACCCGGCUCACCCACACCAAAAAAUCGCCUUCCUCUUCCUCACCACCACCCCUCUCCCUUUCGCCCCGCUUUGGGAGCUCUUCUUCAACCCAAUCGACGGCGGGAGGAAGAUUAGAGGUAACAAGAAUCGGUUCAACAUCUACAUCCACGCCGACCCGACCCGCGCCUACGACCCGCCCUUCACGGGCGUGUUCGCGGGUCGGGUCAUCCACUCCAAACCCACCAACCGCCACACCCCGACCCUCGCCUCCGCUGCGCGCCGCCUCCUCGCCCACGCGCUGCUCCACGACCCGGCCAACGCGGUCUUCGCCCUCCUAUCCCCGUCCUGCAUCCCGCUCCACUCCUUCGACUUCACCUACCAAACCCUGACCCGCUCCGGGGAGAGCUUCAUCGAGAUCCUCGCCAACGAGACCGGGGCCAGGGACAGGUGGGCGGCGCGUGGGGAGGACGCGAUGCUGCCGGAGGUGAGGCUCGAGGAGGAUUUCCGGAUCGGGUCGCAAUUCUGGUCGCUGACGCGGAGCCACGCGCGGAUGGUGGUCGCGGACCGCACGAUCUGGCGGAAGUUCAAUCGGACGUGCGUGAGGGAGGACACGUGUUACCCGGAGGAGAACUACUUCCCUACGCUCAUCCACAUGCUGGACCCGCGGGGCGCCACGUCGGCGACGCUGACCCACGUGGACUGGAGGGGGUCCCACGGCGGGCACCCGAGGAUGUAUGGAGCGGAUGAGGUGGGGCCCGAGCUGAUUAACGAGUUGAGGAAUGGACGGCCGAGAUACGGCGAUGAAGAAGGGUUGAUGAAAACGAACGGUUCCGAUGGUUCGGUCUUGUCCGUGAGGAGGGAUCCGUUCUUGUUUGCGAGGAAGUUCCCGCCGGAGGCCGUCGGGCCGCUGAUGGAUAUAGCGGCGGAGGCGAUUUUGAAAGAUUGAGUAAGUGGCAGUGUGGUAAAUUUUCGAGCUUCCGGAGGCAAUUGUAUAAAAAAGGGCAGCUCGGAAUAAUCAAAAGGAGGGAUGUAGUGAAGCGGGAAAUGAGUAGUAGUGAGUGGCGCCGGGGAAACCCCCGAAAAAGGGAAAAAAAGAGGAAAGAAAAAUGUGGAUAUGAUAACGGUUGGUUAAAGUGUUAACAAACGAAAAGGACGGGUUACUUGAAAUUUUGGUUGCGUGAUAACGACCGUUUUGUUUGAAUUUAUUGUUAUUGUUGUUUCCUUCUAAUGCUAUUAUCUAGGUUUGAAUUUGCGGACCGAGGUUGAAUAACCAUUACCCAAAUUCAAUCUUCUCAUGAAACAAGGCAUAAAAUCUUAUCUCCACUCUGAUAAACGAAAAUUCCAAUGUAUCCCGGACGAGUAAUUCAAUUUGGCUCGUAUUAAAAUGAUUUGUUUUGCAAAAUGAAAUAAUUUGUCAAAUUGACCUUUUUUCAUUUGAUCUAUUUAAACAAUCCUUAAAGAUAAAGAAAUAAUUGCAUAAAAAAGAUUACAAAAUAAUGAAAAAAUUAUAAAGAAUAAAAAAAAUGAAUCGAAUUGAAUUUAGGUAGACUCAAACCAAAUCAUCCAAACGAGUAGUUGUCUGAACUCUCUGAGGAUACAAAGGACGAAGACUCAAUUGACGUUUCUGGAUAGUUUAUAGGUUCAUUUGUAUUGUGUUAUUAUUAUAAGUAUUAGAUAGCUUAAUUCUACUGUCUAUAAAUAUAUGGAUUGUAAAUGAACAAUGUAGUUUUCAAUGUAUGAAAUAAAAUUCUGCUUGUCCGUGUCCGGCUUCCAUAACAGCUCUAGAAAUCGCACAUAGCAUUUUAUGGUUUGAUACCGCCGCCGAAGCUUGGAAAGAUCUUUGAGAAAGGUUCAACAAGGGGAACGAAGUUCGGAUUUCAGAUCUGUACGACGAAAUCUCGUCUCUCCACCAAGGUUCUCUCUCGGUUAGUGCUUAUUUCAAAAAAUUCAGAGUUCUUUGGGAAGAACUACUGAUCUUGAGACCUCUCCCAUCAUGCUUCUGUAAUCCGCGUUGUGCUUGUCCAACGGCUUCUCUUCCGCGUGAAUACAUGAGGCGUGAUCAGGUGAUAAGGUUCCUUAAAGGCCUCGAUGAAUCCUCUGCUGGAGUUCGUUCUCAGUUUCUGUUAAUGGAACCUCUUCCAUCCAUUAAUAAGAUAUUCUCAGGCUUAGUUCAAAGGAGAGGCAGGCAAGUAGCUCUAUGGCUUCUGUUGUUGCUCUGACUACUUAGGGUGCUGGAAAUUCCAACACCAGUCGUGGUUCUACUCCUAGCCAUGGUGGCAAUUCUCAUGGACAAGCUAAUGCUGCUAAAGAUCAAGGAGGGAACAGGAACAUGCAGAAUUUUAUUUCACACACUGAAAACUUCCAUUAUUCACUAGCUUUGAACCCGGCCGUUGGCCGGUUGGGUCCUAUUUAAUUAUCAUUUUAUAAUAGAAAAUUAUCAACUUUGAGCCAAACAAAAAAGAAAAGAAUUAUCGCUAUCCAUCUAUGCUGAUUAAUUACCAUCAUACUUCAAUUCUUUUUUUUACAUUUUUCAAAAUAUACUUGUGAUAUUUCAUGUAGCCAAAUAUAAGUUUAUGCAAUAAAUAAUUUUAUGUUUU